Penicillium brasilianum is the source of this 1198-nucleotide messenger RNA. The record is from the annotation of a GenBank genome assembly. Lineage: Eukaryota; Fungi; Ascomycota; Eurotiomycetes; Eurotiales; Aspergillaceae.
CGGGAUCGAGGGGCAUGGCCUCUCUCAUGAAUUCAUAAAAGCCGAGGAGUUCCUCGAUUGCAACUAACCCGUAUCCUCUCUCUGUCCACUCAUACUUUCAAAUCAAGUAACCUCAUUAAUAAUUUGACUCAAACCAGCGACAAUGGUGAAAGUUCUCUUAACUGGCGGUAGCGGCUUUAUCGCUGCUCACAUUAUCGACAUCCUGCUGCAGCACAGUUUUGAUGUCGUGUUCACAGUUCGCUCCGAUGACAAGGGUAAACGAAUCCUUGAGAAUCACCCCAACAAACCCCAGGAGAAGCUCUCCUACGUGAUUGUCAAGGAUGUGGCUCAAGAGGGUGCAUUCGACGAGGCCGUCAAGUCUGACCCUCCGUUCGACUACGUCCUUCACACUGCAUCGCCUUUCCAUUUCAACGUUCAGGAUCCCGUGAAGGACUUCCUAGACCCCGCUAUCAAAGGAACCACUGGCAUUUUGAAGGCUAUCAAGGCUAAUGCUCCUACUGUGAAGCGUGUUGUCAUCACCUCCUCAUUUGCUGCUAUUGUGAACCCAAAGCAGCACCCGAAGGUCUAUAGCGAGAAGGAAUGGAACCCAGUCACUUGGGAAGAGGCUCUGGAUCAUUCCAACGUUUACCGGGCCAGCAAGACCUUUGCCGAGAAGGCUGCCUGGGACUUUGUUGAGAAGGAGAAGCCCAACUUUGACAUUGCCACUAUCAACCCUCCGCUAGUCUUUGGUCCCAUUGUUCACUACCUGAACUCUCUUGAAGCCAUCAACACAUCAAACCAGCGGAUGCGGAACCUCAUUCAGGGCCAAUUCAAGGAGCAAAUUCCUCCCACCGGCACAUUCCUUUAUGUUGAUGUACGUGAUGUGGCACUUGCGCACGUUCGAGCCAUUGAGGUCGCCGAGGCUGGUGGUAAGAGAUUCUUUGUCACUGCUGGUUUCUUUUCGAACAAGGAUAUCGUGGAUGCGGUCCGCAAGACCCACUCGGAAUUGGAAUCUAAGCUUCCUGCUCCGGAUGCCCCGAGUGACUUCCCAUCGAAUAUCUACGAGAUUGACAACAGCAGAUCAAAGGAGAUUCUGGGAAUCAAGUAUCGGUCCUUCACGGAGACCGUGGCAGAUACAAUCAGCUCCUUGCAGGACGUCGGUGCUUGAAAAUAACGCACGAAUACUUUCAUAUUCAUGAUAAAAAUGAUGAAAAGAUAC